CGAAUUAAUUUUUAAAUGAGUUAUACACGUGUCCUUUUGUCAUGUGGUUCUUUCUGUUGUUCGCUCUCUUUGCAGGCUGCCAAACCGGUGACGGAGGUACCCGCCCAACCGGCCAUCCUGAAUGCCGCAGCCCCUCUGCUCAAGACACCCCUCUCGCAAGCCCAGCAAGCAUACAAUGCAGCGACCUACACGGCCGUGGCAGCUAGGGCCGCCUACGGAGCUGCAGCGGCAGCACAACCGACCGUAGCAGGCUACGCCACCGUUGCGGGAUACGGACGAGAAUACGCCGAUCCGUACCUUGGUCACGGAAUUGGACCAGUUCCCGGUUACGGAGCAACCAUGUAUCGAGGAACGUACAACCGUUUCGCGCCAUAUUAGAUUUAAGCAGACAAAGCUUGUUCCGUUCAUCCGCCAUAUUUUGUAUGACACGUAUACAACAACAACCCCUUUUUUCUGCACACGCGUGUCCGUUUGUUUACAUUUUUCUUUCGACUCGCGAAACAAACAAUAGGGCAGGCAGACGAGCGGUGAAAGCGUCGGAAACGAUUCCCAGUGAGGAGGAAACGAAUGGAAAUUAAUCAACAAACAACAUAAGAAACCACUAAUCCAGGAUCGAUACCAAAGUUGUAGCACAAAACCAUGAAUGAUGAUGAUGAUUAAGAGGAAAGAAAAGAAGAAUUAACGAGUCCGAUGCUAGAAUGGUAGCAUCGAGGCCUACAACAACGCCGCCAUUGCAGUGGAAAUUACGCAUGCUCUCUCCCUAUAUCUAAGUAAUGUUCGUCAUAUCUGCCGUUGUAGAUAUACGCAUUGUUCUCUCGUAAACGCACUCACCGAUAGGACACGGAGCGAAAUCGACGCACGCACGUACGUCAAGGAUGAUUGUGACAACCAUGACACACUGAAACAAACAAUGAUAUUCGAUUGUGACGGAAGCAAAAACGUGACAACAAGAGGUCAAUCUCUCUUCUAAUGUGGUGGCCGUAGACGGUAGGAUUUAUAGUUUUGAAGGGGGUUUUCGGUUCACCGAAACUCCUCUAGUUAGGAGACAGGGUGGCAACCUAGCCCAGAAUACUCACAGAAAGUUUUCCCGAUUCCGUUUGCAAGCGGUUCCUUCCAGAAUGAAAACCGGUAUUGGCGGUACACAAGUAGUUCCUGUAGAAACAGCUAACGGAAAAAGUUACAAAGUCAUCCUUAGAAUCUUCCAAAAUUGUUUUUUUAUUACGAUUAGGUUAUUUUUUUUCAGUUACCAUCAUACCGAGAAUUUAGUGAGAUGUCAGUGUUUUUUGGUAAAAUUUAUAAAGUUUGUAGAAUUCUUUUUUGUGCCUCGGAAAUUUCUUCCGUAGAAAUUCCUCGAGGGUAAUGCUCAAAAUCGCAUAUAUAUAAUGUAUUAUCUCUGAAUGUCAUAAUGUGAAAUAAAUGAAAAGAUUUGUGAAGUUAGUAUUGCUCUGAUUCUAGUACUGCUCAGUGUCAAUCGCAACUGUGUUACAGUACUAGAUUGAAGUUGAAGUUCUCAGUCCACGUCGUUGUCCUUGAUUCUAGUUUUAGAGGAAACACACAAACACACGAAAAACACACUCUGCAGAAUGAUUUUAUAUUAAAAUUAUUCUACUACGACACGAAAUACAAAUCGCGAUCGCGAAAUGGAAGCGAAAGCUAAUGCUACAAAAACACGUAAUAACAAAAAGGAGCCAAAGUUAUCGACUAACCAGAAUCAAUAUAGACGCAAGCAAAGGGAAGCAAAAGCAAACAUACAAAGUUACAAAACAUGUUAAUAAUUCCCACAGAAAAUAAAAAUCGAGUCUGAUUUUUCCCUCCAAGGACUCGCUAGUAGGUAGUCAAUGUGCUCACGCUAUAGCAAACAUAAACACAAACGCGCAGGCAGACAAACACGUCCGUACAGGAAUCUGUUUUCCGUUGUUUUGGCAGCUUUACGAAUUUUGGUGUUGUACAAUUUCCAAAAUUUACAAUAUAGACGGUAAAAUAGGGCGGGUGUAUGUGUGUACGAAUUGUACGAAACGUCUCAGCCCAGUCAGUCAACACCAUCACCAGUCUCGAUAGUCAUAGAGAGGGGCCACAAAUACUCAGCAACCUCUAUAGCUCUUCUAGUACUGCACCGAGUGAGCUGCUCCGAGAGAUUAGGUUCUACGACCGCACGCAGCCGCGCAAAAACUUCUCAGUUAAAAUGGAACGGAAAUCUACUCAUAUUAUACUAUACCUAGGUUUAAUCUCUUUUAUUCUAGUACGUCCGUGGCGGCGCGUUGUCAUAUCGGUUCAAAUCUCGAAUUGCGCACAAAGGAAAAACCGUAUAUUUUUAUGUUAAUCGUUUACUCUUAUGGAGGGAUAAGUUUGGAGAUGAGUUAUACUACAGUCAUUAUCGAAGUACAUCAGAGUUCUAAGGUUAGGUAGGCACUGGUGCGCUCGCACACAUGUUUAAUCAUCACCCACACAAAUGCAACUGAUGCGGACACGUAACUCAGACAAAACAGCAGACGCCGAAGUAGGACGAAGGGAAGAAGCAAACAAACUCAAUCAGGGCAUUCUAUGUUUGUAAGAUUUAGUUUUUCGUUUUAAUGGUAACGUUCAUUAUACAUUGAAUAGUUUUAGGUUAUGUGUUACGCUGUCAAAAAUGAGGAGCGCUGUAGUUGGUAGUGUCGAUUGUCGAAUUACGUGCAAACUGGAUGGGGAGGGGGGGAGGAGUUUUCAGCUCUAGUACUGCUUUAUUUGGUAGUGGAUGGUUGUGAUUGAGAAAAUAGAAGGUUACAUCUUCUUUGUAAGACAGAUUGCUUGACAGAAAUCUGUGCAGUUUACAGACUUCUUGCUUUUGAGAUGUUUGAUUACACUAGCCAUGGGCAAUUUUUCUUCAAAGCCAACUUCUUCUCGAAUACCUUAAGUGUUUUGCGGAGUUUGGCCCUCAUGAUGGUCCAAAAUGCCUUAUACCGACAAUGGGUUGACCUGUUCUGCUACGCCAAACCAAGAACUUAACAACUUUCUCCAUGUUCUCCUUUCUUUGUUGUCCGGCAUGACUAACCUCAUUUGCGUCAACCACUCCCGGGUACAGAUUUCUGGUUUGUCGUUCCGGUUAGGUGCCUUUCUUCAAAAAGUCGGCUUAGGUGGCACGUUUUCCUACUAUUGGGAGAUUUGUGCCUUGCAUGCCUUCCUUACCUUGUAAACAUGAAGUUCGACACGUUUGCAGGUAGAAACAUUAGCCUUCUUGGCCAUAUCACGGAACGAGAGAUUCGGGCGACGCUUGAAUAAAUUUAACACCUUCCUUGCCUUUAUCGGAUCAACUGUCGUUAGGUUACUGAAAUUGCCUGACUACCACUUUCUUGGUUUCCUUGAACAAAUUUACCGCCAGGAACGCCGUCGAAUGAUGCAAACUUUGGAAGAUGUUUUCCGAUCCAUCCAUGAGACACAGUUGAAUUUUCCACAACAGCACACACAUUUUUUGCUGGAUCAUGUCUUGUUUUGAUGCCAUCUCGAUAACCACUUGACAGAUUGUGUCAACGUCAACAUUACACUUAACUGGUUCCAGUGAAAACAAUCGCCAGUUAAGUUCUGCAUUCUGUAUCCUAGAGGACUGACUUUUGUAAGCGGAUUUCUUCGGAUGCGUUUCAGAAAAUCCAUCGCAGUUUACACCUGAAAGAAGGAAACAAUUUGAUUAGAUAUUUUGCCAGAUGAAAACUGCUCUUCAACGUAAGCUUCAAUGUGGAUGUUCUACUCUAAAUUCUACUUAGAAGCACUGCAAAACUUCUCCACGUGUUCGAUCGUCACUUCCGGAUUUUCUUAGCGAAAACAAAAACAAACUGUCAACAAUGCGCCCUUCAGAAACACCUUCUGAUUGCAGGUCAGGGGCUAGACACUGUGUAAACAGGAGCAACUCUGAUAAAUUUGUAGCAAAUCUUUUUAUAAACAUUUAUUCAGAAACGUCUCUAAAAAGUACAAGUUUUCAUUGUUUCUGAAGGUUUUUGUCCAGUUUUUGUUUACGGAAAUCUAGGGGCAAGACACUGUGCAACUCGGAUCAACUCUGAGCAAUGCUGAAUAUCACUCUUUGUUAGAAUCCAUUCAGAAACGUCUCUGUAAUGCGGAAAAUUGAGCAAUAAUGCCAGAGGAAUGGUGAGCGUGACUUUCGCUAUAUCUGUCUUGCCAUAGUCCAAGGAUUGCGCAGAGUUGCUCUGGAUUGAACAGUAUUUCAACUGAUUUCUCAUAGAAGAAGUCCUCCUCUUGAGAUCAUCAGUACUAGACUAGUAAAUUGUUCUAAUUGAACCUUUUUGUACGCACAUAUGACUAGACAUACGAAGCCCAGUAACAAUGAAAAUGACGGGUUUAUAUGGAGAUGCAAAUAACACCGUUCGUAUAUCAUAACAACAGUGUUCUGAAGCAUGGAAAGCUUUGGAAGCUCCCUUUUUUCUACUCCAUAUCCUCCAGAACAUAUAAAUCGACUUUUGACAAAGAAAAAACACACACCAACAGCUCAAAGACGGCAAGAGAAAACCAAAACAUUAGACAAGUUAGUGCUAGUUAGUUAUCGAUAGACCCUAGGUUUAUAGAAAUAUUACGAUGUCGCAGGACAAACAAUAGGAAAUGCAACCGCGCAAAAUACGAAACAAACACACACUCACACAAACACACCGUCGUCGUUGUCGUCACUUUGUUUAAACGUCUAGAGAUGUAGGGGAAUUUAAUUGUUUUCAAACCAGAAGCGUCUCUCUAAGAACACGCAGGCCAUAUUUGAUUUAAGACGAUUCAGAUAGUUCGAGUUUUGUUUUUAGGUUGGUUAUAUUUUUCUGUUUUUUUUUAUUCUCCUGUAGAAGUAGAAACUUCCAAUCAUACAUAACGAAGAUAUAUUCUAGUGAUAAUCGUAUUCUCCGAUUCCGAUGAUUAGGUCCUCUCUAUAGUGCACGCAAAUAAAGUGCUGCAGCAUCAGCAAGGAGCCAUUUUUAUUGAACUGAUCGAGCUUACUCACUAUUGCUUUCUGAAUUAAACUUUUUAAACACGAGUAGAACCAUAAAGGUCUUACUCCAUCGAGUUUUGAUGGACCGUCAUAUUACAUCAUGCUUUCUCUUUAUCUUCACCAGUGAGCCGAUUGGUAACAAUUUCGGCCAUAUUCGUUUCAUCUGAGACUGCAAAAAAAAUCGCUGAAGCUUACCCGUUUGAUGAAAACACGUAAAGCUUGGAAACGAACGUGUAGAACUCAUGUGUUGCGAUUUCGUCUGUACAUAGCUAAUUGUAUACUUUGUUUCUAUCAAAUUAGACUAAAAAAAUCACCAUUGGAGAACGGCUCGUAAUCGCAAUUAAAACGAGAAACAUCAGACACAAAAAACUCAGACUCAUGUUUUCCAUCGUUCUCUCCAACAAAGCUGUUUAGUAUUCAAGUCAAAGGAUCCGAAAGUCGAAUUAUUCCAUUUUCGGCAUCACCGUAUUGCAAGAAAACAACAUAACAAAACAAACGGGACAGUGAAGAAGCUUUAAAACGAUACUCUUCCAGUUGAAAUGCAAACAGAGUUAUUAAGUAUAUAUAUUUAGGAAACCACUCCGCCGCAGCUCUAUAGGAACUCCUCGGAUAGUGCAUCAAUGAAAUUGCGAUUCCAAAAGCAUCACAAACCAACACGCUCUCCAAAUCGUAGAAUAGAAUUUAACGGAAGUUUCCGCGAUUCAAUGGUGAAGAGGUUAGGGACGUACCGAUCUAAAAGGCCGACAUCCUUCCAUUGACCCAGAUCCCAGAAACGCUAAACGUAAGCUCAAAUAUAUUGUCACAAAAAUACAAAUAAUCUUAGCGCUUAGACGAAGGAAAGUAAUUCAAAAGAAGAUAAAUGAACAAGAAUCACAAAUAGAAACCUAGUUCUAGAGAAGUAAUUUUAAAAAUUUAAAAAUCUACAAAAAAAACAAACCGAGAAGUCUAAAAACUUCCCACUUUCGCCAAAUUAUUAUUACUAUUGAUAAGGAUAUUACAAGAAAAAAGUACAUUAUAAUUAUUACUCUCUAAUCAUAGUGUUAUAGAACCGCAAGGAAGAAAGAUGAAGCUUAUGCGCGCGCAACAAAGCAGAACAGUGUGGAUAGAGAACAGUGAAAACACCCCCGAAACUCAAACCCGUGUAGGAAGCCCCUAGCUAGCUCAGAUCCCUGACCGAUUAGGAUCGCACUUUUUUCCGAUUUCCUCUUUUUAUCCCAUCUGGCAAUUGAAAAAAAAAACAUCGUAGACACACCGCGUGAAAGCGUCGUCACUGAGUUUAAACACAGGAACAGAACCCACGCGUCACUCCACUUGAGAUUCCUCUCUCACGUACCAAUUGUAGCGAAAAGAAACAAAAGCAAAAUAAACAGUAGAAAACGAGAAUCCAAAAAGUCAGUCAACAAAACCCGGUCCAGGUAAAACAGGAAGCAGACACAAACUGGUCGAGGGAAAAGAAAGGAGCUAAAAACAGAAUCUGAUGAAAAAAGGUAUUUGAGAGAAUUACUAGGUCGUAGGAAGUAAACAGAAAAAAAGUAAGAAAACCAUUUAAAAAGUACCACUUGUUCUUCUUAUUUUAUAAUAAAAUCUCGUAAAAUGCCAAA
Aedes albopictus (Asian tiger mosquito) is the source of this 6552-nucleotide messenger RNA. RefSeq names its product RNA binding protein fox-1 homolog 2. The record is from RefSeq and is a predicted model, not a curated record. Gene Ontology annotation, molecular function: mRNA binding. Gene Ontology annotation, cellular component: nucleus; cytoplasm. The transcript is spliced from 4 exons. Gene Ontology annotation, biological process: nervous system development; regulation of alternative mRNA splicing, via spliceosome. NCBI's taxonomy places the organism in Eukaryota, Metazoa, Arthropoda, Insecta, Diptera, Culicidae. Bases 16 to 378 code for a protein of 120 amino acids.